Molecule: messenger RNA, 1001 nt
Organism: Cuscuta epithymum
Lineage: Eukaryota; Viridiplantae; Streptophyta; Magnoliopsida; Solanales; Convolvulaceae
Source: the annotation of a GenBank genome assembly
AUGCAUUUUGUGAAGACGAUGCUAAAGUACAAUUUUUUUAAUAUAAAAGUAGCCGACAUAAACAUUAGGCACUGCAGUCUUUACAACAUGUGCGAUAUGGGAAGGUAAAUAGUCUGAAGGUCAAAGGUGUGCGGUCCUUGAAGCUCUUCUUGGAUUCCACUUCCCCUCUACCUUGAUCGAUUCCCUCUACUUUGAUGAAGCGCCUGGCGAAGACCUCUCCCACAACUGCAGCGGCUUUGCGACUACCCUACCGUCGUUCUGGACUUUUGGCUACCGCCAUUCGUAUGUGGAAACGCUGAAUCCAAGGCCAAGGAGAACCGGAGAAGGCAACGAAUUAAGCGGAGGACUGAACUGGACAGUGGUGGUUGCCGAAGGAUCUAUCAGGCUUGAGGUAAUCAAUAUUAGAAUUUGAAGCUGUAAUGCUUCAAGGAUGGUGGGCAACUCAAGGCACAUCAACAGCACCUCGUGGAGGGGUAGAACCGGACACUAGAUGAAAAAGACCUGCUCUAUGGGAAAUAAGAAUUAUCAUGGAUGGCACCAUUGAUGAUUACAGGAGCAGAAGAGUCUGGGACUGGGGUAGCGAGACACCAUGAUGAUAACUUUAUGGGAGGUGGAUGGGACUCUUGUAGAGCAGAUUGGCCUAUCAGAAUAACGGAGACCAUAGGAGUGAGAGAGGCUUUAGCUUGGGCAAAAAGGAAAGGGUGGGAUCGAGUAAUCCUUGAGACAGAUGGGCAAGUUGACACUACUACCUUAGAAGGUGAAAAUGGAAAUUUUUAUUUUGACGUGGUGAUGGAAGAUAUCAAACAACUUUAUUCUGGAGCUAGCUUUAGUGCCAGUUAUUGUAAACGAUCCUCGAAUCGUGCAGUUCAUAGUCUAAGCUAGCUAGAGUAGCCCUUCCUCAAGCGGGUUGUAGCGAUUUUUAUCGUUGUCCUGGUAGUAUUUGUAGCCAUUUUAUUAAUGUAUUAAUAUAUAUAUUUGAAAAUAUUAUUGUUAAAUUUGUA